AUGUCACACCGCUGCUAUUUUCUCCUCACAGUCCCUCUCACUUUCAGCGUACAGUUCCAGUGGAGUGACACGGGGCUUUGCAAAGAAAGAAACGGACAUUAAGAGACCACACACGAGCCAAAAAUGUCAGAGCUUGGUACGGGGAGCCUGUCGUUGGGGGAUCCUGUUUUUAAUUACCAAGAACACGAGCUGAAUGAGCGACUCAAGCGGCUUUACCCGGCCGUGAACGAGGAAGAGACCCCUUUACCCCGAUCAUGGAGUCCCAAGGAUAAAUACAGCUAUAUCGGGCUGUCACAGAACAACCUGAGGGUCCAUUACAAAGGGCAUGGCAAAAAUCACAAGGAUGCCGCGUCCGUACGAGCCACGCAUCCAAUUCCUGCUGCCUGUGGGAUCUACUAUUUUGAAGUCAAAAUUGUCAGUAAAGGUCGUGAUGGCUACAUGGGAAUCGGCUUGUCUGCACAAGGGGUCAACAUGAAUAGACUGCCUGGAUGGGACAAGCACUCAUAUGGUUACCAUGGAGAUGACGGGCAUUCCUUCUGCUCCUCCGGGACUGGCCAACCAUACGGUCCAACUUUCACAACGGGUGACGUGAUUGGCUGCUGUGUUAACCUCAUCAACAACACUUGCUUUUACACCAAAAAUGGCAUCAGUUUGGGUGUAGCAUUCACAGACCUCCCUCCUAAUUUGUACCCUACUGUGGGGCUUCAAACUCCGGGCGAGAUUGUCGAUGCAAACUUUGGACAGCAGCCAUUUGUCUUCGACAUUGAGGACUACAUGAGUGAAUGGAGAGCUAAGAUCCAUGGGAUGAUCGCUCGCUUCCCAAUAGGAGAAAGGCUGGGUGACUGGCAAGCUGUCCUGCAGAAUAUGGUGUCGAGCUACCUGGUCCACCAUGGAUACUAUGCCACUGCCACUGCUUUUGCCAGAGCAACGGAGACCAUGAUACAAGAAGACCAGACAUCUAUAAAGAACAGACAAAGAAUACAAAAGCUGGUGCUGGAAGGGCGUGUGGGUGAAGCCAUUGAAGAUACUCAGCAACUUUAUCCUGACCUGUUAGAACGCAACCCAAAUCUUCUGUUCAUGUUGAAGUGUCGUCAGUUUGUGGAAAUGGUAAAUGGUACAGACAGUGAGGUUCGCUGCUUGACCAUUCGCUCCCCCAAGUCCCAGGGAAGUUACCCGGGUUCCCCCAAUCUUAGCCCUCGCCAGGGGGCUGGAAAUUCACACAUGCACACAGGAGGUGUAGACAGCCCAACAUGCAGUAAUGGGGUGACUCCCUCCAAAAAAUCAAAGAGCCACAGUAGCAUUAUUAGCAGCAACAUGAAAUACCCCAGCACGUCCUCCUCAGCCUCCUCAUCCACCUCCUCCUCACCUUCAUCCAUCAACUACUCUGAGUCUAAUUCUUCUGACUCCACCAAGAGCCAGCCGCACAGCAACCAAGAAACCAGUGACAGUGAGAUGGAGAUUGAAGCGGAACACUACACUAAUGGGGUUGUUGAGGGCUCAACCACUCGUAUCAUGAAUGGCACAUAUAAACACCAAGAGAUACUUCAGCCAGAUGACAACAGCAUUGGUAAUGGUGUCACAGGAGAGGAGGGUUAUAGAAAUGGCAGACAACUUUGUGGAGGGAACCAGGCAGCUACAGAGAGGAUGAUACAAUUUGGAAGGGAACUUCAGGCACUGAAUGAAAAGCUGUGCCGGGAGUAUGGCAAGAAUACAACACACAAGAAGAUGUUGCAGGAUGCAUUCAGCCUGUUAGCGUAUUCUGAUCCGUGGAACUGCCCUGUGGGCCAGCAGUUAGACCCCACACAGAGAGAGUCACUCUGCUCCGCACUCAACAGCGCCAUACUGGGUUUUUGUUUAGUUGCACUGAGAGAAAGGACGUGUCCAGCAGGUGGUUGUCAUGGCUCCAGAGAAGAAAGCAUGCGUGUGAUUGGUGUGUUUGGCUGACUCUCAGCGGCGGAGCUGGCAGCCCAGACAGAAAAAGCAGAGAGAAGAGUAGAAAAGAAAGCUUCCUUUUUAAUUUAGUAUUAUCAAAUAAAAGUGUGACGUUAUUUAAAUAUUAAUUAAUUAUAUUUCUGUUAAGCUAGACAUUUUUUGGUCAGAUUGUAGUGCUCAUCUCUGCCAAACAAAUAGUCAUUCUCCUUUUUUGCUCUUCGUUGGUGGAUUUUGACUCCCAACAAUACGUUUUUGACAGAUUUAAAUUUUGAGCUUCACCACAUCUUAUGCCACACCGCCCACAACUGGUUACCAUGGUGACCCUCACAAUAGUUGGUCAUUAUUACAUCAUCCUGAAUAAGAUACAAGUGCCCCUGAAAUAUACACUUGGACUAGUAAACUUUUCACAAUGCAAUACAAAGCAGAACACUGUUACUAUGCUAGGAAAGCAAAAUAAAAGGGGUGAAAAGUUGUUUGCUCACCCAGUGUUGACGUUCAAAAGCUCCAUUUUAAAAGACCCCUGCCCCAAGUAUUAGAUUUUAAGCAGUUUCUAUUUCAUACCAGCAGUUUUGUAAUGGACAGUGCUAUUUAAAACAGUUUUACUGUUUUCCGCCCCCUUUCCCAUUCACACUAAUCAGAAGCCUCAAUUAAAAAAAAAUUGUAUAAGCAUAAAUUGCUUCAAUGCUACAUGGUUACUGACACAACUGAGGACAUGCUAUUACUUUUCGUAACCAUCCUUCGUCGAAAGAAAGAUAGAUAACAAAAGACGUACAUGUUUAUUCAAGUGAAGAAUAUGCAUCAGUUUAUGUACAACAUUUUUCGAAUAAUAACAUGAACAAGUUGUGCUUUUACCAGUUCCCAUCUGCCAGAAAUGUUGUUUGUAACUGACAACUUGAUUUUCAUAUUUUACAGCCAUAAGUCCCUGUAUUGUAUUCAACGGAAAAAUAUCUGGCUUAUUUUGUGGUCAUGUACAACUUGUGUUACUGCUUCAGCCGUGGUAUGAUCAUUUUCACACAUUUAGUCACACAUGAAAAACAAAAUGAGUUGACGUGGUGGCGCAGUUCAAAUAAUUAGAUUCUAUAUUUACUAUAGAAUAAAUAUAGAAUCUUCAUUCCCUUACACAACUGUGAGUGUUUUUUUUUUUGUCUUCAAAUUAAACAUUCACAAAUCUGUCGUGGGAAAAAAAAACCACAUUACAAAACAUUACUUUUAAUCUCGCUAGUAGAAUACAACAAGGUAUGAAUAUUUUUUAGAAAUUAAAAAGAGGUCUUUCCAAAAGGGGUGGUUAUUUUGUUACUUUCAAAAUAGAAGUGGAAUUGAACUUCAUGGAGGCUUAUAAAAAUGACAGAGGUAUCAACAACAACAUUCAUCUUCCUGGGUCAUUGUAUUCAAGCCUGGCGUAUUUACCCUGGCAAGUGAUAUGACAUGGAUUCGAAGUGCAUAAUUCGACAUGAAAAUACUGAAUUAAACAUUUGUAGGAGUUAUGUUUGGUAUUUUAGACCCCCAAUUCUCGACUAUGUGAUCAAACAUCCAAACGUGCUCUUGAUCAACUCAUGUAAGUCAAAUAACCACAAGCACAUCUACUUUUCAGCUUUAAAGGAUGCCUGUUACACAAACAGAACCUCCUGUUUCAUCCCUAAAGGGAGCAUGCCCCUUGCUGUUGCUGAUGUUUGAGCCCAGGUCCCUGCAUAGACAUGACCACUGGUCUGAUCAGUGACUCAUUUUAUGCAAGAGAUUUGUUGGAAAAGGUCCAAGGCCUCGUGGAUAAUGGCUUGAGGCUUUGCAGACAAGAAGUGCACAACUGACUCUCCUAUUGUGAUUUUGAUAUUUUGUUUUCCGUUUUAGCACAACAGUAAUAAAGGAUUUUCUUUUCUUUUUUUAAGUUUAAAAAAAAAUUGUCUACUUAGCAUGACUCUGAAAAUCUAUAUAUAAAAAAAAAAAAAAGUAAAAAUAUAAUUGGAAAAAAAUAUGUACUGGAAAUGUGUUAAAAUGAAGAAAUAUUGUAUUCUGUUAUGACAGAAUUAUUUUUAUUAAAAUACAUCCAUGAGCAUAUGA
Molecule: messenger RNA, 3987 nt
Organism: Phycodurus eques (leafy seadragon)
Lineage: Eukaryota; Metazoa; Chordata; Actinopteri; Syngnathiformes; Syngnathidae
Gene: ranbp10
Product: RAN binding protein 10
Exons: 14
Coding region: 124-1944 (606 amino acids)
Biological process (GO): cytoskeleton organization; cell surface receptor signaling pathway
Cellular component (GO): cytoplasm
Molecular function (GO): protein binding
Source: RefSeq, a predicted model, not a curated record